AUGACAAUAUCUACUUUCGAUCACGUGUCUGAGGGUGACUUAGACGGAUAGCGCGUCAUCUUGCCUUCCCAAAUUUUACCCUUCUGCAGUUCGAAUCCAAAACAUCUAUCUAUAGUUGCGGGGAGAGCGGGGGAGAACGAUGUUUAACUCGGUCAAUCUGAGCAACUUCUGCUCCCAGACGCGAAAAGACAGGACUUCCGAGUUUGGGGAGCGAGCGGGCUGCGCCUCCAACCUUUACCUCCCCAGCUGCACCUAUUACGUGCCCGAAUUUUCUGCCGUCUCUUCGUUUCUGCCACAGGCCCCGUCGCGACAGAUUUCCUACCCCUAUUCAGCGAACCUCUCGCAAGUGCAACCGGUUCGGGACGUGUCCUACGGGCUGGAUCCGUCGGGUAAGUGGCACCACAGGGGAAACUAUGCAUCCUGCUAUACGGGAGAGGACCUGGUACACAGAGAGUGCCUUCCGCCAUCAUCCACCAUGACAGAAAUGCUGAUGAAGAACGAGAGCGUAUACAACCACCACCACCACCAUCACCACCACCCCGGUUCCAACCAUACUAACACCAGUUUUUACUCCAGCGCUGCCAAGAACAACGUCCUUCCGCAAAGCUUCGACCGUUUUUUCGAUAGCGCCCAUUGUGGAACAGAAGGCGGCUCGCUGGAGAAUUGUUCACAGAAAGGCGACGCAGGCAAACCAGACUCGGCGUCACAGGCGUCCACCGCCCUGCACGGCACCGCAAACACGGAGAAAGAGCAUGACGAUGAAGAGGAGAACACAACAUCGGGCUCUUGUACCUCCUCGGCGGGAACGAAAGACGACAACGCGAGCAAAAAUGGCCACACUAGUACCCAGCGGACGAGGAAGAAGCGAUGUCCAUAUACCAAGUUUCAGAUCCGAGAACUUGAAAGAGAGUUCUUCUUUAACGUUUACAUCAACAAGGAGAAAAGGCUUCAGCUCUCCAGAAUGUUAAACCUCACCGACCGGCAAGUUAAAAUAUGGUUCCAGAACCGACGGAUGAAAGAAAAGAAAUUAAGCCGAGAUCGUUUGCAGUAUUUUUCUGGAAACCCUUUAUUGUGA
Molecule: messenger RNA, 1075 nt
Organism: Chanos chanos (milkfish)
Lineage: Eukaryota; Metazoa; Chordata; Actinopteri; Gonorynchiformes; Chanidae
Gene: hoxc11b
Product: homeobox C11b
Exons: 2
Coding region: 140-1075 (311 amino acids)
Biological process (GO): anatomical structure development; regulation of transcription by RNA polymerase II
Cellular component (GO): nucleus
Molecular function (GO): RNA polymerase II cis-regulatory region sequence-specific DNA binding; DNA-binding transcription factor activity, RNA polymerase II-specific
Source: RefSeq, a predicted model, not a curated record